CCCCCACGGCCACCACCUCCACUGCCACAGCCACCACUGCGGCCACCUCUACAGCCACCACUGCCACAGCCCCCACGGCCACAGCCCCCACGGCCACCACCUCCACGGCCACCACCUCCACUGCCACAGCCACCACUGUAGCCACCUCUACAGCCCCCACGGCCACAGGCCACCACCUCCACUGCCACAGCCACCACUGUGGCCACCUCUACAGCCCCCACGCUCCCACUGCCACAGCCCCCACGGUCACCACCUCCACUGCCACAGCCACCACUCCCACCUCUACAGCUCCCAUUGCCACCAUAUCCACUGCCACAGCCACCACUGCCACCGCAUCCACUGCCAUAGCCCCCAGUGCCACCUCUACAGCUCCCACUGCCACCACCUCCACUGCCACAGCCCCCAGUGCCACCACCUCCACUGCCACAGCCCCCAUUGGCACCACCUCUACUGCCACAGCCCCCACUGCCACAGCCACCACUGUGGCCACCUCUACAGCUCCCACUGCCACCACCUCCACUGCCACAGCUGCCACCACCUCCACUGCCACAGGCCCCACUGCCAUCACAUCCACUGCCACAGCCCCCACUCCCACCUCUACAGCUCCCACUGCCACAGCCCCCACAGCCACUAUCUCCACUGCCACAGCCCCCACUGCCAGCGCAUCCACUGCUACAGUCACCACUGUGGCCACCUCUACAGCUCCCACUGCCACCACUUCCACUGCCACAG
Aethalodelphis obliquidens (Pacific white-sided dolphin) is the source of this 732-nucleotide messenger RNA. RefSeq names its product cell wall protein DAN4-like. The record is from RefSeq and is a predicted model, not a curated record. NCBI's taxonomy places the organism in Eukaryota, Metazoa, Chordata, Mammalia, Artiodactyla, Delphinidae. The annotation marks the transcript as partial. The transcript is spliced from 4 exons.